UAUUAUCUUGUUGUUUGUACUGUAAAGUGUUACCAGAAUGUAUUUCUUUAAUUUGUUUUUAAGGGACUAAAUUCUGAAUUGGAGGCUAGCUUACCAAAAAACUACAACUCCCACAAUCCUUGGCGAACCCUGACUCCCCCCUCUCCCCCUCCCUCGCGCUAAGUAGAGGGACACUGACAGAAUCCAGCAUGAGUUACACUGGACGUCCACUGUACACACACACCUACACACACACACACACACAGCUCACAUACUCUCACACACACAUGCAUUCACACCAACACACACACACACACACAGUGCAGUGAACAGAUCAGUCAGUAAAUCCUGUUGGGUUUGAUUUGAUGACAAACAGAGACCUGCUGCUGCUGCUGCUGCUGCUUUAUAGCUCUUAUUUAUUCCAGGAUUUUAAACUUCGACUAAAAACACAUUUCUACAGCAGGUGGUUCACCAUGACCAGGGAGUGAUGAGCUCACCCUCAGAGAGAAAGUGAGAGGGAGUGAGACAGUGUGAGAGUGAGACAGAGUGAGGGAGACGUUCUUCUGUCAGGAUCGUGUGAGCUGAAGACCAGGCUGAUGUUUUCUUCAGAGCAGAACUCCUCCAAACUUGUGAAGUACGGAGAACUGAUCGUUCUUGGGUGUAAUGGCUCGUUGCCUGGUGGAGAACGAGGCAGGAGGUGGAGCCGUUUCUGCCUGGUGAAGCGACCCACGGCUAACGGAGUCAAACCCAGCACUUCACACACCUGUAGCCCCCAGGCAGCUAAGGUGAUCAGUAACACCAGCCAGCACAGUGUGUCAUACACACUCUCGUGGGCCGAGACGGUGGUGGUGGAGUACACAGACGACAAUGAAACUGACAUGUAUCAGAUCGGCAGAUCUACAGAACGUCCUAUAGACAUUGUGGUGACAAACACAGGCAGUGGUGGUCAUGGUAACGGCCCCGUGCGGUCCCUGCAGAGCACUAUCUCACGGUUCGCGUGUCGGAUUGUGUGUGACCGGACUCCGCCCUACACCGCCCGUCUCUACGCCGCCGGCUUCGACUGCUCCAGAAACAUCUUCCUCGGGGAGAAAGCUGCAAAGUGGCACACGUUUGGUGGUCAGAUGGACGGGUUGACGACUAACGGGGUGCUGUUGAUGCAGCCGGCCCGCGGGUCCAGACCGGCCGUGUGGAGAGAGAUAUCCGUCUGUGGGAACGUUUUCACACUCAGAGACCCCGCAUCACCACAGAACAGAGGCAAGCAGGUAAAGGAUGAGUCUCCGAUUCUCCUGGACGGUUCUCUGAUUGAUCUGUGUGGCGUGACCCUGCUGUGGCGCUCUGUGGAGGGCCUAGCGAACAGUCCCACCUCCAGCCACCUGGAGGCGCUGCGUCUCCGUCUGAACGCUGCCCGGCCCCAGUGUCCCGUCCUGCUGAGCACGCUGGCCUUCCCCAGCCUGGACGGGCCACGCCCCCGUCGGCCCUGGGCCUACAUGACCUGCGGACACGUCCACGGAUACCACCCGUGGCAGGGACGGGGCGUGGUCUUCAAACAGCAGAGCUUGCCGGAGGCGGAGAAGAGCGAGACGGAGGGAGACGGCGGGCGGGACAGCGGGGACAGGGAGGGACACAUGGAGGGAAUCGAGAACGACGGGGAAGCUGUCACAGAGGAGAGGGACGGUGACAGAGAGGAAAAGGUGGACAGCGGGAGAGAGGGGGAGACGGUCAAAAGAGGUCAGGACGAGGGACAAAGAGACAUAGAAAAAGAUAGAGAAAGAGAGAGAGAGAAAGAGAGACAAAUGGAGGAAAUAGAGGGCGAAGUGGAAGCUAUUAAAGGUGACAGAGAGUGUCCCCUGUGCCGAAGUCGCGGCCCGUACGUACCCCUGACACUGGGACGAGUUUCUGGCGUGUACACGGAUGCAGAGACACCGUCUCACGCGUUCGUCCCCUGCGGUCACGUCUGCUCGAAGGGGACGGCGGAACACUGGAGCAAAACGCCGCUAAAACGCGGGACGCACUCCUUCCACCCGGCCUGUCCGUUCUGUCUGAGACAGCUCAGAAGAGACAGACCCUUCGUCAGACUCAUCUUUCAGGGACCACUGGACUGACAGGCGGUCUUCACCUGGACACCAGCAAGAUGUUGGACUGUUUUUUAGACUGUUAAACAUAUUUGCGUAAAUCUACAGCAAAAAAAAGACAGGUUCUUGUGACGAUCUGGCUUCCUAAACAUGCUGGAUCUAAGGAACCAUAAGGAACCAUAGGAAACCAUAGGAGUUGAGUCCAUCAUCAACGUACAAGAACAAUCAAAACUCAGGCUACUGUAUAAUUAAUGAUUUGAUGGUACAAGAACAUUUCUGGCCUCAGAAGCCUGAUGAACCUAUCAGCAAGGUGUUUUCACCAGAGCAACCAAAAAAAAAAACAGGUUCUUGUGACGUUCCAGCUUAAUAAACCUGCUGGAACCAAGGAACCAUAGGAAAGCAUAGGAGUUGAGUCCAUCAUUAACGUAUAAGGUUCUUACGCUUCUUGUCAACUUCUAAUGUCGAACAAUCAAAACUCAGGCAACUUUAUAAUUAAUACAUUGAUGGUACAAGAUCAUUAAUGGCCUCAUAAGCCUGAUGGAUGUAUCAGCAAGGUGUUUGCACCAGAGCAACAACAAAAAAUAGGUUCUCGUGACGUUCUAAGGAACUAAGGAACCAUAAGAAACGGGUUGAUGAUUCCAAUGAUUCUUACGGGACUGUUCUCGUCAACUUCUAAUGUCAGACAAUCAAAACUCAGGCCACUGCAGAGUAUGUUGAGGCAACAUGAUAAUUAUUUGAGUCUCAAGAUAAUAAACGGAGGCCACUAAUUACAUUUAUAGUGGCCACAAGAUAAUUUAUUAAGGCCUAUAGAUAAUAUAUUGAGGGCAUUGAAUUUUGAUGCCAAAAAAUAAUACACUGAAUAAUAUAAUGUAUUAAGACCUCAAAAUCAUUUUAAAGACCAAAAGUUUUGGCCACAAAGUAAUGUAAAUGUUUUUUAAUUGGCCAUAAUAUCAUUUAUUUAGGCCUUAAAAUAAUUUUAAAGGCCAAGGAUACCGUAUCAUGGCCACACAUUAAGUUUCUAGUGGCCACAAGAUAUUUUAUUAGGGCACAAUGUAAUUUAUUGAGGCCUAAGAUUAAGAUUCUAGUGGCCGUAGUAUAAUUUAUUAAGAACUUAAAAUCAUUUUAAACGCCAAAAGAUAAGAUAAUAUACAGUAUCCUGGCCACAUAUUUACCUUUUAGUGGUCACAUGAUAAUUUAUUAAGGCCACAAAGUAAUCUGUUGAGGCCAUAAUAUUAUUUAUUUAGGCCUCACAAUCAUUUUAAAGGCCACAUGAUUAUAUACAGUAUCAUGGCCACACAUUAACUUUCUAGUGGUCACAUGAUAUUUUAUUAAGGCCACAAACUAAGUUUUUUUUUUGUGACAUAAUAUAAUAGACCUAUAUAUUGUGGCCACAAGAUGAAAUUGCGCUUUCAGUGCUAAUAGUAAUGCCUUUGUUACAUCAGUACAUUAUUUUUUGGCCUUAUUAAAGUAACUUGUGGCCACAUCUUAAUAAAACAACCACCAUGUUAUGUACACCCAGCUAGACAUAUCAGGUUUGAAAUGAUGGUGUUUGUCAGGGAGCAUGAUAAAAAAAAUCCCUUUAAAUUUGGUCCCUCAGAAAUCCAGCUAGGCUAAGCUAAGCUAACUCUUCAUUAACCAGCAGUGAUUUCUGCUAAAAGGUCAUGCUAGCAUCUUCUAACUAGCCACAUUAGCCAUGUUAGAAUUUUUUUUUGCAGAUGUUAUCGUACAUUUUAUGUAAAAUUAAAGUGAGAAAGUCUGAAGAAACCUGAAAUGUAAAUAUUUAAACCCGGAGGUUUUCUUCUAGCUUUGUGUUUUUAGCCAGAUGCUAACACUGCCCACAGAAAUGCCAGUCUUGUGCCAUCAUGCGCUACUAUAGAAGCACAUUCCCACCUAAAAUAAUAAUAAAAAUCAAAAACAAUUAUUAGUAAGUAAACAGCUAUCAUUAUUUUAAGACAGUAAGUCAUUAUUUUGAGACACUAAGUCAUCAUUUUGAGAUACUAUCUCCUUAUUUUCAGAUCUUAAGUCAUUAUUUUGAGCUAGUAAGUAGUUAUUUUGAGAUACUAUCGCAUUAUUUUAUUAUAUUAAAGUAACUACAUACUAUGUAAAAAUAAUUAGAUAGUAAAUCAAAAUAACAUCUAGAUUUUGAAAUAGUAACUCAUUAUUUUGAGUCUUUAUUUUAAGAUACUAUAUCAUUAUUUUGAGACUCUCAUUAUUUUAGUAUCUCAAAGUAAUGAUUUACUGUCUCAAAAUAAUUAGAUAGUAUCUCAAAAAAAUUACAAUCUUAAAAUAAUGAGAGCGAUUUACUUAAUAAUAAAUUUUAAAAUGUGCUGGAAUUUUUAUUUUAUUUUAUAUUUAAGUUGGUGGGAAUGGGCUUCCAUGCACUACACCAUGUAUGCCUGUGGGUUAAUAUGUAGACGACUGUGUUUUUAAUAAACUGUGUGUGUGUGUGUGUGUGUGAGUGUUUGUACAGUAUGCUAACACUGCUAGCGUGUGUUUGUGUAUUAUAUUGGAUGAUUGAUGCCGCUGUAGAACUAGCUAACUAGCUAAAUUGUUCCCUCAGAGAGUUUCUGAUCACUUUAAUAAUACUCUACUGCCAUUAUCAAUACUGCAAACUCUUUUUUUUCUACCAUUUCCAUGCAAACCAGUAAAGAGAUAAUAAAAGUAAUAUGCUAAACCGGU
This is a messenger RNA of Astyanax mexicanus (Mexican tetra), 4730 nucleotides long. RefSeq names its product pellino E3 ubiquitin protein ligase 1a (gene peli1a). NCBI's taxonomy places the organism in Eukaryota, Metazoa, Chordata, Actinopteri, Characiformes, Acestrorhamphidae. The coding region runs from base 576 to 2081 and encodes 501 amino acids. Gene Ontology annotation, molecular function: ubiquitin protein ligase activity; protein binding. Gene Ontology annotation, biological process: protein K48-linked ubiquitination; regulation of Toll signaling pathway. The transcript is spliced from 7 exons. The record is from RefSeq and is a predicted model, not a curated record.